Molecule: messenger RNA, 2100 nt
Organism: Glarea lozoyensis ATCC 20868
Lineage: Eukaryota; Fungi; Ascomycota; Leotiomycetes; Helotiales; Helotiaceae
Product: P-loop containing nucleoside triphosphate hydrolase
Exons: 3
Coding region: 1-2100 (699 amino acids)
Cellular component (GO): mitochondrion; cytoplasm
Molecular function (GO): ATP hydrolysis activity; ATP binding
Source: RefSeq, a predicted model, not a curated record
AUGUCCAAAACACUCUCAACCUCCGUGACUUCACUCGCCAUCACCAAUCCUCUAGUCCUCUAUCGAUCUCUUCUUCAAACUAGACAGAUUGCUCCAGACCCAGCCCAAUACCGGUUGGCUCUUCAUCUCCAGAAGUUAUAUUCCAGUCUUCUCGACUACUCUCCUGACAAGCAAUAUGGCGCUCGGCUAAAGGCAAUAUCUAGAGCUGUGGAAACUAGAACAGAAGAUGAUGAAGGACCUGUUGUGGCUGUUCGCGGCCAUCCCCUCAGACGAAAUCCACUUUUUGCACAUCUUUUUGCAGAGAAACAGAAACGAGACACUCUCGCGUUGACCAGAGUUCUCACGAAUCAUGAAGAGGCCAUGAAUCUUGACUCACCUAAGGGAUUGAUGCUGCAUGGCGAGGUGGGAACUGGGAAAAGUAUGAUGGUCGAUUUAUUGGCUGAUUGUCUUCCAAAUCGUAAGAAAAGACGUUGGCACUUUAACACCUUCAUGCUAGAGAUUCUAGCUCGAUUAGAACAGCGUAGAACUCAAGCUGGCAGUGAUGCCGAGCAUUCGUUGAUCUGGUUAGCGAAGGAUUUGGUCGAGAAUUCGCCAAUCCUUUUCCUGGACGAGUUCCAGUUACCAGACAGAACUGCUGCGAAAAUCCUGAGCAAUCUUUUGACAGCUUUUUUCCAGCUUGGGGGUGUGUUGAUAGCUUCUUCAAAUCGCAUGCCUGAUGAGUUGUCCAAAGCUAGUGGUAUGGAUUAUACAGCACCCUCAAGAGGAGGUUUCGUAAGAAAGUGGUUAGGUUACGGAAACGAACGAACACCAAGCAUGUUUCCUUCAAAUAAUGAAUACGCGGCUUUUGUAGAAGUUCUCAAAGCCCGGUGUGAGAUCUGGGACAUCCGUGGUGAACGAGACUGGAGACGAAGGGACGAAGAAGAUGGAAUCGAAACGGCGAUCGAUAAGACUUUGCGUGAAGACAUGAUAGAGAACGUGAUAUCCAUGGAGAGUGGCUCUCACGUAUCUGAAUAUUCCCCAGCGGCAUCCGUACUGAAUGGAGAGAAGCAGACUGCAAAGCUGCCCAAACAUUAUGCUACGUCGUCAGACGAAAAAAGCUGGGAAAAUACCAUCAAAGCUGUGCUGCCAUCGAACACCAAGGCUCCAGUACCCUGGCGUUCCGAAACCAUCUUGGUGUAUGGCCGUCAAGUGCCUGUUCCUCGACAUUUCGAAGGUGUUACGUCGUGGACCUUUGAGGAAUUAUGCGAGUCAACUUUGGGACCUGCAGACUACAUAACUUUAGCAUCAACGUUCCAUACCUUGAUCUUAGACAAAGUUCCUAUUCUACAUGUUUCUCAGAAAAACGAGGCGAGAAGGCUGAUCACGCUGUUAGACGCUCUCUAUGAGUCGCGCUGCAAACUCAUCAUUCGGGCUGAAACCGAUCCAGACAACCUUUUCUUUCCAGAGAUAGCAGCUUCAGCAAAUGCCGCAGCUGGUGGGACUCGUCAGAGUGAAAGUGACGGAGGCGAUGCUGUCUAUCCAGAAACUCUAUCUGAGAUCUACCAGGAUCAGACUUCUCCUUUUAGGCCUAAUAUUUCUACCUACAAAGACGACUCGCGAUCAGGUUAUGACCCAGAUGAGGACUCAGAUUUUGGUCCCAUUCCCGGCAAAGGAAAUGAGAUAGGACGACAAGUCGAUUUCGGAAUGACGGGCUCUUUCACCGGCGAAGAUGAAAAGUUCGCUUACAAAAGAGCAAGUAGUAGACUGUGGGAGAUGUGUGGAGCUAGGUGGCACGCUAGAUCUGAGCCAGAUUGGUGGAGACCUUUGCCUCUCGAGGUUAGGCGUUGGGAACGUCGAACUGCGCCAGUAUUAGAAGAACUCAAGGUGCUUCCAGAUGGAAGCGACGUUAAGCUUGGCCCUUCAGUCGAGCUCGACAAACCAGCAGGUUUGCAAGGAAAGGAAUUAGAAGAACUAGAAAAAAGGACUCAAAGUCCGUUCCGUGAAGUGAGGGAUCCUCCACCUCAAAUUGGUGGCUGGCAUGCUUGGGGCAUAACCAAAUGGGGAAAGAAAGCUGGUGCUUGGGGUCAAGGGCCCGCGGGUCUCGAAGAGAGAAAGAAAUAA